This is a messenger RNA of Cuculus canorus (common cuckoo), 2306 nucleotides long. It is a transcript of the gene ARC, whose product is annotated as activity regulated cytoskeleton associated protein. NCBI's taxonomy places the organism in Eukaryota, Metazoa, Chordata, Aves, Cuculiformes, Cuculidae. The transcript has a single exon. The coding region runs from base 510 to 1724 and encodes 404 amino acids. Gene Ontology annotation, biological process: modulation of chemical synaptic transmission; positive regulation of AMPA receptor activity. The record is from RefSeq and is a predicted model, not a curated record. Gene Ontology annotation, molecular function: mRNA binding.
GAGAAGCAGCUCUUUGCAUCUCUAGUGAAAGUGCUUUUGACUCGUCAAGUUUACCAGAGAAGAAAUCACCAGGAUUUUUGCAUCCGCUUCCAGCUUCUGUGUGCAUCUCUGUGUGUUUUCUUCAGUAGAGACUUUCUGCCGUUCAAGAUUCUCAGCUUCAGAUGAGCAGGUAGCAGGCACGUGUGCGGGGCUGGACAUCUUAGCCAACUCCUUCUCCUGGAGGAUCCUGCCUCUCUCUGGGACACCCUGAGCACACAAGACCAGCAUUUGCAGCGGGGAACCAGGAGAAAUUUGCCUACAACUCUCUCUGGGAUCCACAAGGACAGAACAGCUCGCUCUGCGGUGAUAUCUGAUUUGGUUGUGUUUGUGUCGAUAAGUCUUUUGAGGGGGGGUUAGAAGUUUCUGUGUGUCUUUUGGAAAGUGUUGUGGUGGGGUUGUUGAGAGCCAGCUCUAGCACCAGGGAUUACAACUCAGUUCUUUCUGUAGUUGACACUUGCACGGUUGGAGUCAUGCAGUUGGAUAAUGUCACCAAUGCGGGCAUCCACUCCUACCAGGGGCACCGUGGAGUUGUCAACAAGCCCAAUGUGAUCUUGCAGAUAGGGAAAUGUAGGGCAGAAAUGUUGGAGCACGUCAGGAGGACCCACCGGCACCUCCUGUCCGAGGUCUCCAAGCAGGUGGAGCGCGAGCUGAAAGGCUUGCAGAAAUCAGUUGGGAAGUUAGAGAAUAACUUAGAGGACCAUGUCCCAACUGAUAACCAAAGAUGGAAGAAGUCUAUCAAGGCCUGCCUGGCCAGGUGCCAGGAGACCAUUGCCCAUUUGGAGAGGUGGGUCAAGAGAGAGAUGAAUGUUUGGAAGGAGGUCUUUUUCCGUCUGGAGAAGUGGGCAGACCGUCUGGAGUCCAUGGGAGGCAAAUAUUGCCCUGGGGACCAUGGGAAACAGACUGUGUCUGUUGGGGUGGGAGGCCCGGAGAUAAGGCCAAGUGAGGGGGAGAUUUAUGACUAUGCCCUUGAUAUGAGCCAAAUGUAUGCGCUGACCCCUCCUCCUGGGGAGGUGCCCAGCAUCCCCCAGGGCCAUGAUUCCUACCAGUGGGUCUCUGUGUCAGAGGAUGCUCCAGCCUCCCCAGUGGAGACCCAGGUCUUUGAGGAUCCCCGGGAGUUCUUGAGCCACUUGGAGGAGUACUUAAAGCAGGUGGGUGGAACAGAGGAGUACUGGCUGUCUCAGAUCCAAAACCACAUGAACGGACCAGCUAAAAAGUGGUGGGAAUAUAAGCAGGAUUCUGUCAAGAACUGGGUUGAGUUCAAGAAGGAGUUCCUGCAGUACAGUGAGGGGACUCUGACUAGAGACGCUAUCAAAAGGGAGCUUGAUUUGCCCCAGAAAGAGGGGGAACCCCUGGAUCAAUUCCUUUGGCGCAAGAGAGACUUGUACCAGACCCUCUAUGUUGAUGCAGAUGAGGAGGAAAUUAUCCAGUAUGUGGUAGGCACCCUCCAGCCCAAACUGAAGCGCUUCUUGAGUUACCCCUUGCCCAAGACCUUAGAGCAGCUGAUCCAAAGAGGGAAGGAAGUCCAAGGCAACAUGGACCACUCUGAGGAGCCCAGCCCACAGAGGACCCCUGAGAUUCAGUCAGGAGAUUCUGUGGAGACCGUGCCUCCCUCAAGCACUGUCAGUCCUGUGCCAAGCAAUGGGACUCAACCUGAGCCCCCCAGCCCCCCAGCGACUGUCAUAUGAGCCAGGCCAAAGGAGACAGCAAUCUGGGUUAUAUGAAAGGGAGAAGGGGGCACAUUUAGGAAGCUUCUCCUUGGAGAGAGGUUCUGGCUGAGACGAGACAUGAGGUGUGCUCAGUCCAACAGCCCAUAGCAGAGGAAAUAACUUUGCUUGUGGGGGGAGGGAGGUGAUGGGGGAGAGGCACCUUAUGAUGUUGUUGUCCACCUCACCUGAGCCAUGCAAUACGGUGGUGCUGGAGAGCCUACUUGCACCACUGUGGGGAAUGGACGAUUUUUAUGAGAUCCCUGACAAGAAACUAAAGACAAUUCCCAACUUCAGAGGCAGCUGCUUAGCACUGGUAGCUUUCAAGGACUUGAGUGCAGCAAAUGGCUGAGGGUUCCUACCCAUCUGGAUCUCUCCUUCUCUCUUAUCUGAAGAGGUGCCUCUGUCCAGAUGAGACAUCUUUCUUUUGACCCUUGCCCAUUUCUGAUUUACCACUAGGUUUCUGUUCAGUUGGCAAUCUCCUGUUCUUACUUGCUCCAAAGGAUUAAAUAUUUUUUAAAUUUUUUUUAGAAGAAAUCCUAUGAUUUCAGGAACUGCAAUCUU